Messenger RNA from Bicyclus anynana (squinting bush brown), 2799 nucleotides. Its product is annotated as intraflagellar transport protein 81 homolog. Gene Ontology annotation, molecular function: tubulin binding. The transcript has 11 exons. Gene Ontology annotation, cellular component: intraciliary transport particle B; centrosome; cilium. Bases 88 to 2061 code for a protein of 657 amino acids. NCBI's taxonomy places the organism in Eukaryota, Metazoa, Arthropoda, Insecta, Lepidoptera, Nymphalidae. Gene Ontology annotation, biological process: cilium assembly; intraciliary transport. The record is from RefSeq and is a predicted model, not a curated record.
GUUAUCAUUGAAGUGAAAUUACUUUUAUUUAAAUCACUGUUAAGUGUAUUAUAUACGAUUAAAUUAGCCAGUCUUAGAUUGAGCAAAAUGACUGAACAAAUUAAGUUUAUAGUUAAAGAACUGAAUACUAAUCUGGGGAGGAACUACGAUCUGAUAAAAUUUGAUGCUUUAGAUGAAAAGCAACUCUUGCAAGUGCUUCUCGACUUGCUCGUUAAUUUCAACGCUGGUGAAAAGCUAGACAUCCGAGAAGAUGAUACCGAAACAGUAACAGUGCGUCUGCUAGAAAUGCUCAGCAGCGUCAAGUAUCGUCCUCCCCCUGGCGUAGAGCCAACACUGUUCAGGUCGCAGCUGCUCGCCGGGGACGCGAGGACCAUCCAUCACGUGUUGCACUGGCUUUUGUCAAAUAAAGAACAAGUGAAGAACACUGCGUAUCUCGCUAAGUAUCUGAAAAUUCCAGAUAUACCCUCCGACGUCCGUAGUAAUACAAUCCAAGACUUGUUAGAUUUGUACCAGAAUUUGAUUGACGAAUUCAAAGAUGUCCACAAAAGGACUAGAAUGUUGCAGAAGGAAAAUGCUUCAGAGAUAAUUAACGAUAUCAAAGAGAUGGCUGUUGAAAGGGAUAUUGUGAUAAAGAGAUUGGAAAAUGUCCAAAUCCACUUGGUCGACGUUAGAGAUAAGGAAGAUUUAUUGAAUCUAAGCAAACUUUUGCGUAUACAACAGGAACGGGAAAAGGAACUGGAGACCCAAUAUAACAUGCAACAGUCGCAGUUGAAAACAGCCUCCGAACAGUUGAAGCGUUAUUUGAAUGUGAUCCACGGACAGAGCGCCACACCCAAGACGGUAUCAGAUGUUAUCAAACAUUUACAAGAGGAAAUUCAGUUGAACAGUUAUCUAAUGAAAGAAAAGCUACCGCAAGAGAGUAGCAGUCUUCAAAAGGAGUUGAAUAUUAUGCAAGCGAUUGCAACGGAGGAACAUCCCACACGAUCUGAUGUUAUCACAGUUCAAGAUAAGAUAUCGGCAGUGAACAGUGAAAUAGAGCACCUCGUGCAGCGGCGGCUGGCAGCGACGCGCCCCCAGGAGGACAAGCUGGCGCCGUUCCGUCAACAAGCGACGGUCAUACGACGCAAUAAGGAAGCGAGCGCCGCGAGGGUCCACGAACUCACUGCUACGCUGAAGGACCAUGAGGCUACACUGGCGGAUCUGCGGUCCCAGGUAAAGCAGCUACUUGGUGACAUCGUCCUAAGAGGAGAAGAAUUGAAAAAGUAUGUCAAUACGUUAAGGACCAAGAGUACCCUAUACAAAAGACAAAGAGCAAACCUUUCGACAUUUAAGGUGGAAGCUGGCGUACUCACAAGAACUUUACAUAUCUUGAAUACUAAUGAUCCUACUAUUGAAAUGGCUUUAGUCAAUCAUAAGAAAAUGAAAAUUGACGACGAUGAGAUAGUAGAAAGAGGUCAAGAUAAAACUGCUGAUCUCGCUAAAAAAUCAUUGCAUGAUUUAUCACAGCUUGUGGCACAGACUGCUCAAAAACUGUCACAAGUCCGUCAAGAAAUACAGCCAUUGGCAGAUAACGUAAAACCUAUAAAACUGGAGUUCCAGGAAAUACAACAGCAAUAUGAGCAAAAAAAGCGAAUCUACGAGGCAACUUCCAUUAAUAUAUCGUCUCAAAUGGAGCCAAUAAAAAAUCGAGUCAAAGAGUUGACCGACCAGUUGAAUAAUAAAGAGGAUGAAUGGAAAAACUUACGGCAAAAGAUUACAAAGGCGGAAAGUUUGCAAGAAGUUGUUAUGUUCGAGAUGAAAAACUCUAUGCAGUCGCCGAGAAAACCGUCAAAAAUGGAAGCUUUGAAAAAAAGGGUCAGUGAUGUGGAGGAGAUUGUAAAGAAUUUGGAGGAGGAGCAACGGACCAUAAGCUCUCGACAAGGCGCGGUAGAAGAACAAACGCGACUGUGGCAAAAUACAUUGCAACUGUUGCGUUGUAAACUGAAGGCGAGGGAUGAGCCGGCCACGAGGCAGGAGCGGAUGCAUAUUACACAACAAACGCAAAUGUUGACUCUAACAUAAGUCUCAAUUGUUUGAACUAUCAGUGGCGUAGCGUGGAUUUUCACGGUCCGGGGCUGAAUGAAAUUUCACCGCUUGGGGUUGACUGAAAAUUGGCCCACUCCAACCAUAUUUCAAUUAUUACUUUGAAGUUAAAAUAUUUUAUUCAACGUUCCUGAUUUACAUCGUACAACUUAUUGUACUCGUGAUAAACUACCAUUGCUACCGAAAGACCUCAAAUCUAUGAGAAAAAUUGCCUAACCGAGCUGGCCAAACUAUGCCUACCUAACUAUACAAGCCUGCAGGCUUUGAAGAGAUAUAUUUUCAUGUUAUAUUUUGUUGAUGUGCACAUGUGGACUUCCAAUAUUUUUUUAAUUACAUUUGACUAAUCUCGUAUCUUGCCGCCACCCCCUUUAGGAUGCCACCCGGGGCAUUUCCCCCCUUGUCCACACAUCGCUACGCCACUGUUUUAAUGUAUUUUUACGCACCGUGUGUUGUACACAUACAUUAAAAUAGAUUGAUUUUCGUACUUAUUGUGUAGAUUAGCGUUAGUUCCCGAUUUAAUUUUAUAAAAUUACGCUGUAACAAACGAUGGAAAUAUAAAAAAAAUCUCUUAAACUCGUAAUUAUUUUUGCAAAGUUACUCUCCAUCAAUUAUGUAAAUGAAUAUUGUAGAUACCUUCAGUAAAUGUUAAUUUAAUUGAGGUUGGGCGAUAUUGUAGAAGGUCUUCUACAAUAUAAUUGAGGUUUAAUAUUAUUUAAU